Funneliformis mosseae is the source of this 1221-nucleotide messenger RNA. The record is from the annotation of a GenBank genome assembly. Lineage: Eukaryota; Fungi; Glomeromycota; Glomeromycetes; Glomerales; Glomeraceae.
AUGAGGUCUGCAUUAACCUUGAAAGUUAUCGCAAGAUGUUCAACAACAAAAGCAAGAGUAGGAAUUUUAACCUUACCGCAUGGCCCCGUUGAUACUCCAGUAUUUAUGCCGGUUGGAACUCAAGGAACAUUAAAAGGCCUGACAACAAAACAAUUAGAAGAACUAGGCUGUCAAAUAAUGUUAAAUAAUACAUAUCAUUUGGGGUUAAAACCCGGACAAGAAUUGAUUGAAGAAUUAGGCGGAUCACAUAAAUUUCAAAAUUGGAAUAGGAAUUUAUUAACCGAUAGUGGAGGAUUUCAAAUGGUAUCAUUAUUGAAACUUGCAAGAAUAACAGAAGAAGGUGUAGAAUUUCAAUCACCACAUGAUGGAUCUACGAUGUUGCUUACUCCUGAGCAUUCAAUGUCGUUACAAAAUUCAAUCGGUGCAGAUAUCAUUAUGCAAUUAGACGAUGUCGUGUCAUCACUUACUACGGGUCCGAGAGUUGAAGAAGCAAUGUAUAGAUCUAUCAGAUGGUUAGAUAGAUGCAUCAACGCUCAUAAAAAACCCGAAUCACAAAAUUUAUUUGCUAUUAUUCAAGGUGGAUUAAAUAUGGACUUAAGAACCAAAUGUAUUGAAGAUGAAUAUAAAAUGAUACUUAAAUAUCUUUUGUUUAAAGAAAUGAUUAAACGCGAUACACCUGGAUACGCGAUUGGAGGAUUAAGUGGAGGUGAAGAGAAAGAUAUUUUUUGGAGAAUAGUAAAUUUUUGUACUGACAAGUUACCAAAGAAUAAGCCAAUAUAUUGUAUGGGUGUCGGAUACGCUGAAGAUCUCGUGGUUUGUUCGGCUUUAGGGGUAGACAUGUACGAUUGCGUGUUUCCAACGCGUACUGCUAGAUUUGGUAAUGCAUUGACGCCAAAAGGAUCAUUAAAUUUAAAAUCAACAAAAUUUGCGCAAGAUUUUGAGCCAAUUGAAAAGGGUUGUAAUUGUUUAACAUGUAAAACAUACACAAGAGCAUACAUCCAUAUGCAUGCAACGAGAGAAACGGUUGGAUGUCAUUUAAUAACGAUACAUAAUGUAUCAUAUCAGUUAAGACUAAUGAAUAAUAUUAGAAAAGCUAUUAUAAAUGAUGAAUUUCCCUCUUUUGUACAAAAAUUUUUUAAGGAAUUAUUUGGUGGUAAAGACAAGUAUCCCAUUUGGGCAGUUAACGCUUUAAAAAGUGUUAAUAUUGAAUUACUUUCAUGA